AUGAGGAACAAAACCACUCAGAUUCUUGUCUUGUUCCAUUUAUUUUUAACAUGUUUUAUUGAUCAGAGUUCUGGAAAGAAGCAAAAUGAAGCCCUUUCCCACUUAUACAAUGAAAAGUUUUGGAAAAAUACAGGAGCCAUUGAUAGAAGCCAAUUCAGUGCAAGUAGUUAUAUUAAUGGAGAAGAAAUUCAUCUUCAAAAAGGGACGAAAAAGAGGGAUAGGAUUAGGAGAUUGCCUGGACAGCCACAAGUUGGAUUCAGACAGUACGGGGGAUACAUUACAGUGAAUAAAACGGCUGGUCGAGCAUUUUAUUAUUAUUUCGCAGAGGCUGACGAGCAUUUGAGGAAGUCAUUGCCUCUUCUUCUUUGGCUUAAUGGAGGCCCUGGUUGUUCUUCGCUUGGAUAUGGAGCAUUGCAAGAGAUUGGACCAUUUCGAGUUAACAGUGAUGGAAAAACGCUGAACAAAAACAAAUUUGCAUGGAACCAUGCUGCAAAUAUGUUAUUUUUGGAGUCUCCAGCUGGGGUAGGAUUUUCAUAUUCAAACACGACAACGGAUAUCGUUAAAGGUGGAGAUAGAAGAACAGCCAUUGAUAAUUAUAUCUUUCUACUUAAUUGGCUCGAGAGAUUUCCAGAGUAUAAAAAUCGAAACUUCUAUAUUUCUGGAGAGAGUUAUGCUGGUCAUUUUGUACCACAGCUAGCACAUACAAUCCUUCAUCACAAUAAGAAAGCCAACAGGACAAUUAUCAAUCUCAAAGGAAUCAUAAUUGGAAAUGCUGUGAUAAACUAUGAGACAGACACGAAGGGAAUGUAUGAAUAUUAUGCAACUCAUGCUCUAAUCUCGGAUCAAACAUUGUACCAAAUUCAAAAAUUCUGCAAUUUUUCCACGAAGCCUUUAAAUCAAUCAGAUGAAUGCAAUGAAGCUCUUGAUGAAGCUGACGCAGAUACGGACGGCCUUGAUGUAUACAACAUCUAUGCUUCUUUAUGCCCUGAUUCCGAAUUCACAUCCAAUUCCAAGAAAACUUCGGUAAAGAAUUUUGAUCCAUGCAGUGACGAUUACGUGUAUAUGUAUCUGAAUCGACCUGAUGUUCAAGAGGCACUUCAUGCCAAUGUCACCAAACUGCAUUACAAUUGGCAAUCGUGCAGCGACUUUAUCGAAAGAUGGGAAGAUAGUCCAUUAACAAUUAUUCCCCUUCUAAAAGAAUUGAUGGCAAAUGGACUUCAAGUGUGGAUAUUUAGCGGUGACACUGAUGGAGUCGUACCAGUAACUUCUACGAAGUAUUCUAUUAAUCACAUGAAACUUUCAACUAAAACUCCAUGGCGUCCUUGGUUCCUUGGCAGUGAGGUUGGAGGGUAUACACAAGUUUAUAAAGGAGACUUAACAUUUGCUACAGUUAGAGGGGCUGGCCAUCAAGUGCCCAGUUAUCAACCUGCUAGAGCUCUUUCCCUCGUUAAGCACUUCCUUAGUGGGAAACAACUCCCAACUUCUUCAAAACAUUUGGCAUGGUUGAGUCAAGAUCAAAGAGUCGAAGAGGCUGCGAUCAAUAGUGAGGUUUUGGUUUUAACAAGCAUAUCUUUGCCAAUGCUUGAGGUACAUUGUGGUGUCCAAAAUAGACACCCAACGCCUCGGUAUUGGCCGAGGCGCCUAUGGGUCCAGGUGAUUUUCAUUCCAUUGUCAAUGAGGAAGAAUGAAGACGAAGAAGUGGGAUUCAUCACGAUGACCGACGUGGUAGAAGAGGAGCUCAAGCGCGCAAUCAAAGACCACAAGGCCAGAUUUCUACUUCUUUUUUGCCUAUGCUUUUGUCCACUGGCAAUGGCGAAGGCAGUUGCAGUCAAGGAUGAGAUCUACCUUCUAUUUAGCAGCGAAAAGCCUGUGCACGAGGUCCUAGGAUCUUGGCAUUUUGAUUGGCAAAUGACUUUUAUGUGUGUUUAUAUUACUGGUGCAAUUAUAGUUGUGUGA
Molecule: messenger RNA, 1956 nt
Organism: Olea europaea var. sylvestris
Lineage: Eukaryota; Viridiplantae; Streptophyta; Magnoliopsida; Lamiales; Oleaceae
Product: serine carboxypeptidase-like 40
Exons: 14
Coding region: 1-1956 (651 amino acids)
Biological process (GO): proteolysis
Cellular component (GO): vacuole
Molecular function (GO): serine-type carboxypeptidase activity
Source: RefSeq, a predicted model, not a curated record